CUGUAAUCUGUUUAGAUCAGGUGGAUAGGCUGCUGGUCGCUGCAUUGAAACUGUGAGAUCUUGAGAGUGUGUAUAGUGAGAGGGUCAGACUUUUUCCAUCGUCAUGAUGCUGGCUCUGUCCAGAUGUUCGACAGCAGCUUUGAGGUGGACACUAUCCCUGCGCUGCUCUGCCCUCUCUCUGGGGGGCUCUACCAUGAGCAGCCAGCCCUCCACCGCAGCCGGGCCCCACUUUCUAAGAAUCCAGGCUGCUCAGUUUCACCAAAGUAAAGCCAAAGCCAGUCCCGAUCCAAACAAGCCCGCUUCAGUGUUGUCGUCCGAGUCCUUGCUGCAGGGCGAGCUGUUUGGGAUGGGAAUGUGGUCGCUGGGUCUAGGUGCUGUCGGAGCUGCUCUAGCUGGGAUACUCCUGGCCAACACUGAUCUGUGUCUCCCAAAAGCUGCAAAGGCAUCGAUGGAACAUCUUGGCAUUACAGACCUGCGCUCCACUGUAGACGAUGGUAAUGUCAUCAAGGCAAAAAGUCUGUGGGAGACGAACGGGGCUGUGAUCAUGGCUGUGCGGCGACCUGGAUGAUUUUUGUGCAGAGAGGAGGCCUCUGAGCUGUCCUCUCUGAAGCCCCAACUGGAAGAGCUCGGGGUCCCUCUGGUCGCUGUGGUGAAAGAGAAUGUCGGCACAGAGAUCGAGGACUUCAGACCGCACUUUGCUGGGGACAUCUACAUAGACGAAGAGAAACAUUUCUACGGCCCGCUGCAGAGGAAGAUGGGGGCUCUCGGUUUCAUUCGCCUCGGUGUGUGGCAGAACUUCAUGCGGGCCUGGAGGUCUGGUUACCAGGGAAACAUGAACGGCGAGGGCUUCAUCCUGGGUGCGGUGUUUGUCAUCGGACCAGGAGACCAGGGAAUUCUGCUGGAGCACCGUGAGAAGGAGUUUGGAGAUAAAGUGGAGAUUGCAGACGUUUUAGAGGCUGUCAAGAAGAUUGUGCCACUGAAAUAAGUUGUUUUUGGUACUGACUUUAAAAUUUAAACAACAAAUGGCAAUAGACAAACAGCAGGUACGGUUGAUUUAGAUAAAAGCUAGAAUUAAGUAAUAAUUACCAUUCCUGACAUGAUGCUGAGUUGUCGUCCGUCACUUAUAUUAUAAUGACAUUUAAGUCUGUUUGCAUGAGCACAAUUUGCACAUUAACGGUUGGUAAAGAAAAUGGAGCUGUGAAAUGCAGGACAGAGUCAGUCUUUAAAAGAUUUGUCACCGAGCUUUUCCUCUUUAACUCUGCAGACACCUUCAAUUUACUGUUUUUUCAUUCAGGUACAUCAAUUUAAAUUAUUCAAUUUAAAGUCUCUUGAAAUAUUGUGCUCUUUAUAUAACCACGUGUCAUUUGUGUGUAGGUUUACUAACACCUAGUAAUGGUACAUUUUUAAUAAUUCUCCUGUGUGUUACCUUCUACUGGUCCGACACCUGAACAUACCUCCAACAUGGCAGAUGAGUGUGUGUGUGUGCUCUGUGUGUGUGACAAUGACAACUUGACUCUAAACUCAAUGCUGAGAGGAGCAGGUUUGAUGCUCAAACACACAUAGGUUCACCGUUUUGUGGCCAUGUUGAGGAGUGUUCAUGGUGUAUGAAGAAGGUGUUGCUUUUGUGUGUGUGUGAGAGAGACUGUGUACCUGCACAUGUGAAUAGCAGCCACAGUGAAUUAAAAAAAGUAAAUAAAGACCUCAUCACCACA
Molecule: messenger RNA, 1712 nt
Organism: Scomber scombrus (Atlantic mackerel)
Lineage: Eukaryota; Metazoa; Chordata; Actinopteri; Scombriformes; Scombridae
Product: peroxiredoxin-like 2A
Exons: 7
Source: RefSeq, a predicted model, not a curated record